Messenger RNA from Notodromas monacha, 417 nucleotides. NCBI's taxonomy places the organism in Eukaryota, Metazoa, Arthropoda, Ostracoda, Podocopida, Cyprididae. The record is from the annotation of a GenBank genome assembly.
AUGAAACUUCGCAAACGAAUGCUUCCUGACGACGCGCUGCUCAAACCUCAGCGUCUGCCUUCUGGGUACUGCUGUAUACUGUACGAAGAAGCCUACUUGACCCGGAAGAAACUGGCUGAAGUCGAAGCCUUGGAAAGAUUGCGAAAUCAGCAUCAAUUCGAGAAGAAGGUGAAGCGUGAACAGAAGGACUUGCAACUCAGGCGCAUGGUGCUCUCACAGCAAUCGCGUAUUGGACGAAAAUUUGCUCGUCAAACCGCCACAUUCUCAUGCCAUGUGGCGGCCGUCGAUAAAUACGGUGGAAUCAAUAUUUACUUGAUGGCCAAGACCCCUGGAAUCAACGCCGUGUCUGGUUCAAGAAUUCCGAGGGCGAAGCGGGGUGAACAAAAGAAUCUGCGAGAUGGGCUCCUCAUCUUAUGA